Messenger RNA from Oreochromis aureus, 2562 nucleotides. RefSeq lists its product as uncharacterized. The record is from RefSeq and is a predicted model, not a curated record. The transcript is spliced from 5 exons. NCBI's taxonomy places the organism in Eukaryota, Metazoa, Chordata, Actinopteri, Cichliformes, Cichlidae. The coding region runs from base 230 to 1267 and encodes 345 amino acids.
GUUUACAGACUAUAAAGAGUUCAUAUCGCAGGCGUGUUUGGCCACGCCCACAGGCGGAUCUGAUACAGUAAGUUUCAUUUCUUAAUAAAUUCAUUAUUCUAGGUGGGGUCUGAAUAAAGUCUGAGCUGUCAGAGAGGAGAAAUCACUAAUGCUGAGAGUGAACUCAACGUCUGACAAGGACAAUUUUCUUUUUUCUUCAUUGUUGAACUAAAUCGUCCUCUGUCUGAUCAUGCAGACACAAAUAGAAUAUGAAGUAAAAACUAUAAAAAGUAAGCAUUUGAAGCUGAAUGACCUGAAACAGGAAGCCCAGGAUUCCUACUUGUACAAGAAAUAUCUGCACAAAGAAGACAUCCCUGAAUAUCCCCGACCGGAACUUCAUGUGUCUUGUCUGAAACACGACACAAACCAACAGGGUUUAUGCGGGAUCAGGGCUGACGAAGGUUUCAAGGCUUCUCAAAAACUCUCCCUGGUGUGGUGGAGUCUGGCCGUGAGGCCCGAGGAGAUCCAGUCGGCUGAGACGAGGCUCCUGGAUGAGACCUACCCAAAGCGGACGGAAGAGCAGGCCGCGAAGCAGGAGAACUUCCUGUGGAGGUUCGCCUCCUCUCCAGCCUUCAGUGAGAAGUCCAGGUAUGGCUCAUACCGCUUCACUUUCCCCGUGGAGGAGGUGCUGACCGCCUACAGGGAGCAGUUUUGCUCCGGAGCUCCGCCCAUCAUGAGGGUGUUCAAGACAAAGCUGUUCAAACAGGAAGUGGAGUACGCUGUGCUGGUCCACAGCCCGGCCAAACAAGAGCUCUUCUCAGAGUAUCCUUUGUUUCUGUAUGAUGACCCGAACGCAGUCUGCACUUACAGAGACGGACGUUUCGUCUGGAGACCAGAGGCCAUGUGUGAGACACACAGUUAUGAGUUGAUCCAAAGACCUGAUGAAAACCAGAUGACCGCUCGGCCCUGGAGUUGGAGGCCUCCAUUUUAUGUUUGGGAUCAUGUCGCACUCGCUCUGCAUGUGGAAAACGGACAGAUGCUGAAGUUUGAUGCUGAUCGACUGAGAGCAAACCUCACAUUCUGUGAUCAGGACAAUGUGAAACUCCCUCUUAAAUUCAACUUUGAUCGUUUCGAGGAUGCUAAAAAGGUGGUGAGACAUUUGUGGCCCAAAUCCACCCCGCUGAAGAGGGAGCCUUCGAUCUGGGGUUUCACAGCUGAACAACCAAACAACAAUCCACUGACAAAGGAAGAGGAGGAUUCAAUGGAGUUUGAAAACUCCCAGCAGUGAAGUGGCAGCCUCAGUCUUCACCCCCCAGGUUCAUCUGUGUUCUUUAGAUUAGAAUAGAAUAGAAUAGAAUAGAAUGUUUUUUAUUGUCACCAGCAUCUCCUCCUCAGUGCAAACAUGCGGGAAAAGAAAGGUGGGUGAGGUGCAGUUCUGCAGCACUAUAUACACAUGAACAGUAGUCAAAAUAUCUAAUGUACAAAUAUACAAAUCCAGUCAAGAAAAAUAAAUAAAUAGAGUUUUGUAUUUACAGUUUGGGUUAUUGCACAGUGGUGAUGGGUCUUUGGAUUGGGGGGUGUCGUCAGUGCAUGUGUGAGAUCAGAGUGGUCAUGGCCUUUGGGAAGAAACUGUUCUGGAGUCUGUGGGUCUUUGUGCUGAUGCACCUGUAGCGCCUCCAUGAGGGAAGCAGGUUGAACAGGUCAAAACUGCCUUUACUUUCAAAGAAACCAAACACUGAGCUUCACAGAGUCUCACAGUAUGAAGACGUGCAUGUUUAUUUAUUUUACUUAUUGUAUUUAGAAAGAGGGACAAUACAUAUUAAUGAACAUUUUAACAAAUGUAAAUAUGCCAGAUUAUAGCCUUGGGCUAAUUUCCACACGCUAGUAAAAACAUACAGAGACACUAUUUACAGAUCAUGUGACAGUGAUCACAUUAUACUACAACAAACAAUGACAAGAAGAGUGGACACAGAGGACAAUAACGGAAACACAUCGAUUAUAUUGCACAUGCCCUGACUGUCCUGAUAUUGCACUGACCCGUUACACUAAUAGUUGUUUCCCUUUUUGUAAUACACUAACUGUUUUUCACGUCCAGUAUACAGCAUGAUUAUUAAACAUGAUCACAUGUUUGUGUGUCCCUCAGCCGCCCUUUUAAGUGACUCUUACAGACAGGGAGACUUUCCCUCGCUGACAGUGGAAGAAUAUUCCAGAAGCUCACUCCCUGAUAUGACAGAGCAUCUGUGAAAAGUGCUCCGUCUAAAUGCCAGUUCACAAUCACCUCUAACAGUGGCUCGAGUCCGUCGAGCAACACUGCUACACUGUUGUUUAACAAAAUCCCUAAUUGGUGGAGAUGAGCAUAUGCAGGAUUAGAUCCUGAUUCAAUCACAUAUUUGAGUUUUUCUUCACUUUUAUAUAUAUUCAGAGAAACAAGCAUCACUGUGCUGCACUGCACAGGCAGUAGUGAUGUGUCGGUCGCGAACGAAACGGCUCUUAGAGCCGACUCUUUGAAGUGAACGAUGCGAGCCGGCUCCUUAUUGAGAGCUGUGGGUUUUUUUUUCUUUCUCUCACCCUCUCUCUCGCACU